AAACCUAAUUGUUUCAUACUUUGAUUUGAUUUCUUCUACAAUCAUCUCUUCCCUCCACCUUCAAACCUGCAACCCUAACUCCACCAACAAACAAUGGCGUUUUUCGAUCUCAACAUCCCCUACACCGAAUCACCAAACCAAACCUCUACUAACAACAAAUCCACACGCUUAAAACUCGCCGUAAAAGCAAUGGAACUCGGUUACACCGGCGUCGCCUACAACCGCACCAUCACCGGAGUAAUGUCAAAAGACGACCAUUGUUCAAUCUUCUUAUUCCCGCUCUCCUCCGUCCUCAAACUCUCUCCGUCCAUCUCCUCCGCUGUCAACCUCCACCGCCGCCUCCUCAAUGUUCCAACCACCGCUCCGUUCCGUCAGUACACUCGCCUCACGUUUGUCGUUGAUUCAGAGGCGAAAGGUUCGUGUUUGAAUUCCGGUAAUCCGGUGAUUAAAAGUUAUGACAUUGUUGCUGUUAGGCCUUUGAGUCAGGACGUGUUUGAUAAAGCUUGUAAGAGUUAUGAGGUUGAUAUAAUUGCUAUUGAUUUCUCGGCGAAUCGGUUUCAGUUGAGGCAGCCAUUAAUUAAAGCUGCUAUUGAGAGAGGUGUGUAUUUUGAAAUUACAUACUCUGGUCUGCUUGUGGAUGCUCCAUUGAGGAGGCAGAUAAUAUCCAAUGCCAAGCUUUUGGUGGAUUGGACAAGAGGAAAAAACGUUAUAUUUUCUAGCGCCGCUGCUUCCGUAACUGAAUUUAGAGGACCAUAUGAUGUUGCAAAUCUAGCAUGCUUACUUGGUUUCUCUAUGGAACGUGCUAAAGCAUCUCUGUCAAAAACAUGUAGAUCUUUAUUAGAGAAUUCUUUACGGAAGAAGAAGUUCUACAAAGAAGCCAUUAGGGUUGAGUUAAUCUCAUCGACAGAGGAUGAUAGUAUGGAUGACUGGCUUAAGUGGGACCCCAUAUCCAGUGACGAAGGUGAUUUACAACUAGACGACAUCGCAAAAUCAUUUGCGGCGUCCAACAAAGAACCGAAAACGGUCAAAGCAAUUGACUUUGUUUCAGUUAUUAAUGAAUUGCCAUCACAUGGAUUGCAAAUCCACGACAUGGUAACCGAAACAAAAUCGGAUUCUAAGUUUCAUGAUCCUCGCAAAAAAGACGAUUUAUUAAAAUCUGGGAACUGUGAUGUCUCACCAGUGAAUGGAAAUCUUGAAACUUUGGCUGGUGUUGAAACAAGUGAAACUUGUGCGAUGAUUAUAGAAGAACCUGAGCAGCAGAAUCUGUCAUUAAAAGUUUAUGACGAUACACAUGAAGAAAAUGUUAUUGAUGAAAAAGAAGGUGAAAAUAUGUGUAGUGAUGAUCCAAAUUCAGGAAUUUUGAUCCCGAUUGAUGAUAAUCCUUCUAAUCUCCAGUGUGAAGAAGCGAAUAACCUUUCUCUCAAUGCCUGUUUAGUUCCACCAAUGACUGAAUCGAAUGAAGCAGGUUUACCUGAAGAGGUUCUAGAACAACACAUGAUUGAUACAAAAGAUGUUGCAGUUAUACCUGUCAGCUCAUGUUUGGCCUCUUCUGGUGUAUCUUUGAAUGAAGAUCUUCCAGAAGAACAGAUGAGUGAUGCAAAAGAUGUUGCGGUUACACCUGUUAGCUCAUGUUUGGCCAUUUCUGGCGUAUCUUUGGGUCAAGAUAUACUAGAAGAACACAUGAGCGUAAUAGGGGAAAAUGUUUCAACUGCACCUAUCAGUGAAUUAGCCACUUUGAGACCUCUUGAUGAGAUGCAAAUCAAUGGUUGUGAUUCAGUUGUUCAUGAGCCAUUGGAUGAUUUGCCAAUGGAAGUCAACGUAGAGGUCAAAGAUGAUAGUCAUAUGAAUCAUUUCUCUGCACAGGAGUCUUCAUCAGGUAGAGUUAGAAGAAAGCAUGGAGGUUCAGGGCGAUCGAUGUCAUUUCCUUUUAGAAGGUGGUUAAAACCUUCACAUUCUAAGAAAACUCUAAAGGAGAGAAGAAAUAGCACAAUAAGAAAACUCUAAAGGAGAGAAGAAAUAGCAGAAUGUUGCAAGUGAUUUUGGAGGGGGGUUUAGUUAGGUGAGUUUUUAAAGGAACCGAAUUCUACAAUGUUUUUUUUUUUUUUUUUGAAGUUUAGAUUCGAUAUUUUUGGCAAUAUUCUAGUUUGGUUUGUAAGUUUGUUAAAGUGGUCUCUUUUGUGUGUCUGGUUUUUUACAAAAAGGGGGACCUCGCAACACGCUCUAUUGAACCAGUGCCGUAUCAGUUGUGUUUCUCAACUAUAGUAGUGACAGAACUGAAGUAUACUGAAACAACAAGGUUUGUUUAGGGGGGCGUUUUUAGGGUCAAAUAUCCAUUUUACCCCUAAAUUCAUCUAUAUGAUUUUUUCUUUCAAUCUUUUUUUUUGUGAUUCCAUACCUAAUAUUGCAUCUCGGUUUUUAACUGCUCUCUUUUACACACAUUAAAAGUGGGGGGGGGGGGGGGGGGGGAUAUUCCACGGUCCUCCCAACCGCCGAGGUGAUCCCACCUCGCAGACCGCCACCCAGCAAGCCUGAGUCUGGGGGUAAAUCCGCUACCGUAGGGGCAUUGGGAAUGAGCAAGACUCGAACCCGCCACCUGCGGGUUAGAAUGCGGGCUGGUGGCCAUUGGGCUGACACCCAAUGGUUCACAUUAAAAGUGAUAUACUUGUUUAUGCGUGUUUUUAGGCAUUGUUUCUGUAUACUUCGGAUUAGGGGGUCCGGUUGUAAUUGUUAGUAAAGGUUUAGGUAUAGGUUUAACUGGUGUGCUUAAAAGCCAGGAGACCUAAUUAGAGAUCAGCCAUCUUUUGAUUGAGAUUUACCGUACUUCUCUGCAAGUUCUAUUCUUCUAAGUCAACUAAGUCUAUAAAAAAGGACGGGUCAGGUUGGGUAUCGGGUCAUGACCGGUCCAAGUGAAAAUGAACCCGGGCCAUUUAUAAAACACUUUGGUUCAGGUCAUAGCCGGUUUCUAAUAAAAUUAGAUUGGGUUGACAUGAAUCAUUUUUUUUCAAAAAGGUAUCAACAUGGGUCCACUCACUAUCGUCUGUUGUUGCGGGUAUUGGCGGUGUUGGUAGCGGCAGCGGUAGAGACCAAGUGGAGGAGGUGGCAACAAUGAUGGUGGUGGCGGUAGUCGGCGACGGUUGCGUUGUUGGUGUUGAGGGCAGUAGUGGUGAAAGUGGUGGUUGCCUAUGUGGUUGCGGCGACGGUGGUUGCAUGGACAUAGGCUGUCGACGACGACGAAGGUUGUGGUGAUUGCUAUGAGGGUCUUGUCUGCGGUGUUUGUGUUGACAUCAAUGUUUGCGUUGGUGGCCAAAAGCCGGUGGAGGUGACGGCCAAUAGGUGAUGGCGACAAACAAUGCACAUUUGACCCUAUUUUAAGUUGGUGAUUGUUUUAUGAGCGGGUUGUUUUGACAUGUUUAACUUGAAUCGGUCCAAAAUGACCCGUUUUAUAUA
Messenger RNA from Helianthus annuus (common sunflower), 3447 nucleotides. RefSeq names its product protein GAMETOPHYTE DEFECTIVE 1. The record is from RefSeq and is a predicted model, not a curated record. The transcript is spliced from 7 exons. Lineage: Eukaryota; Viridiplantae; Streptophyta; Magnoliopsida; Asterales; Asteraceae. Gene Ontology annotation, cellular component: nucleolar ribonuclease P complex. Gene Ontology annotation, biological process: tRNA processing. Gene Ontology annotation, molecular function: RNA binding. The coding region runs from base 94 to 2004 and encodes 636 amino acids.